AUGGCGACGACGGCCGCUGCCGCGGGCCGCCCCACGGGCGUCGCAGAGUGGGGAUGCGGGCGCGAGCUUCGGGUGGACGGCGGCCCGACCGAUGGCGCCGACACGGACGCGGAGAUGUUCGGCGCUGCCUCCAGCCGCGGCAUCGAACGUGACUGCCCGACGCCGCACGAUAGAGACCAGCAGACCAGCUCGCGCGACAUCGCGGCCAUCCAGGCGAAGAUGAGGGCACGGGAUGCCAGGUUGAGGGCGCUCCAGUCUGGGCGGGGGGCGUCGUCGGCUGCCAGCACGGCCGCAGGCUCUCGACAUGGUCCAGGCUCGGUCAUGGGUGCUCAGCCCGACCCGUGGAUGGCCUACCACAUGCAGAGAGGCGGAGCGCCCCCGCCGAGCGGCCACGCGCAGGACAGGCCGUCGUGCGGGCUCGGGGAGAAUGCCAAGCACGUGGUCUUCGUGGCUUGUUUCCCUGGCGCGUGGGAUACAGAGGAGGCGAAGGUCGUCUUCGCCGGCAAUCAGCAGAUAUGGAGUCUCAUGAAGCGCUUGAAGGAGCUGGAGAUCUCUUGCCCUGGCGCAAAGACUGACAGGUUGUGGCACACGGUGGAUCAGGAGCCGCGCGAGGCCCCGGAGGUGAAGUUCUCCGACGCGGGGCGGCGCAGGGGCCAGGCCAAGGGCAUCCUGGCGAUCCUGACGGACAUCAUCGAGGACCUGCAGGGCGAGAUCGCCCUGGGCAGGAAGCAGGAGGAGGUCGCGCAGCUCGAGCACGAGAAGCAG
Prorocentrum cordatum is the source of this 765-nucleotide messenger RNA. The record is from the annotation of a GenBank genome assembly. NCBI's taxonomy places the organism in Eukaryota, Dinophyceae, Prorocentrales, Prorocentraceae.